UGACAAUUGAAAGAAGCAUCGUCGCCAUUUUUUCUUGUUUUGGGGGGUAACUAUCGUAAAGCAAUGGCGCUAGAAACUUAUGCAUCGGGGAAACGAGAUGAAGUCCACACCGACGUACUUUUCCAAGCCAGGCAAGCUUGCUACAAGGCUCGUGAUGCUUUCUAUUCAUGCUUGGAAAAUCACUCGGACAAGAAACCCACUGAUAUCGGAUCAGUGGGACUCUUGUACCCCACUGAAUGCAAAAGAUCCAGGGAGGAAUACGUUAAGAAUUGCCGGGUUUCUUGGGUGAAGCAUUUUGAUAGGCAGUAUUGUAAGACUAAGCGGGCGCAGAGGUUGCUUGAUGAUAAGGAAACGAGGAGAGGGGUGUAAGGCUUGGGUUGGGUUGGGCCACUAAUGAAGAUUGGACCAUCAUGGUCUAUCAGUGAGAUGUUCCCAAUGAAGUGGAUUUACAAUUUGCUGAACCACUGGGGAUUUGUUGAUUUCUUAUAUUCUAUAACCCAUUUGUUGUUAAUUCAGGCACGCCUAGGAAGAUGUCUGUUUAAGGUUUUGAUUGUUCAAUGAACUUCUUAUUCCAACUGUUGGCUUUCUAUAUUAUCUCAAUUAGACUUGCGCUUUUACCAUGUAAA
Messenger RNA from Hibiscus syriacus, 626 nucleotides. RefSeq names its product cytochrome c oxidase assembly factor 6 homolog. Bases 64 to 369 code for a protein of 101 amino acids. The record is from RefSeq and is a predicted model, not a curated record. Gene Ontology annotation, cellular component: mitochondrion; respiratory chain complex IV. The transcript is spliced from 4 exons. NCBI's taxonomy places the organism in Eukaryota, Viridiplantae, Streptophyta, Magnoliopsida, Malvales, Malvaceae.